Molecule: messenger RNA, 2566 nt
Organism: Megalopta genalis
Lineage: Eukaryota; Metazoa; Arthropoda; Insecta; Hymenoptera; Halictidae
Source: RefSeq, a predicted model, not a curated record
CUCGAUUAGGUAGGGACAGCUCUAAGCUUAUAAGACAGCGAGCACAGCCCCCCGGCUGACCAAUAGUCGCGAAACUGUGAUUGCGUGCCUUGUGUCGCGUGCAGACGACCGCUAAUUAGCUCGUGGAACGACGCGUGAUCCCUGCGCACAAGCUCGAGAAACAGAUCGGGUUAAGCGAUUCGAAAGCGAUCGAGAGACGCGAGCCGAGAUAGCCGACACUUUCGACGAAGAAGACGCACACAGAGAGAGAGACAGAGAGGAAAAGAGAGAGAAAGAGGCAGUGGUAAAAAGAGUGACAUCGGGUGGUGGCAUCGAAGGGCGCCGAUCGCACAGACAAUUGAGCUUCGUCGAGGACGAAGGGGGCUGCAAAGUACAAGUGCAACGAACCACCUGUUCCCUUUCUUUUUUCUCGGAAGAGGCUGCCGGACACUAAUUGCAGGACUUGAGGUUGCUCGAUAAAGAGGAUCGAGGGAAUGACGGGAAGGUCCAGCGCGAAACCGACGGGCUUGUGUCUCCUGGCACUGUUACUAUUCUGCAUCUGCAAACGCGACGUUAUGGUCGCCGCGCAGAUCGGCCCGAUACCGUCGGAGUUGCUCUACGACAGCGAGGCUUUCCUCAAGAACACCGAGAACUAUAUUAUGCUGAACAAGCUGAGGCAGAUGGAAGAGGAGAAGAAGGACAUCGACGAGCGAAAGAAGGAGCUGGACGUGAUGGAGGAGUACAUAAUCGAAUCGUUCGAGGCCAGGAAGGACAAGGCUGCGCCGAGGGUUCCGCCGGCUGGUUACUCGCCCGAGGAACUUCCAACCCCUAACGCCGUCGUCAGAGAGCUGCAGCGCGCAGGGAAACGAACCGAGCUCACCUACAUGACGCUGUGCCACUUCAAGAUCUGCAACAUGGGCCGCAAGCGGCAGCUGCACAAGUAAACCGGGCGCGGAGGUCGUUCGCACCCUUCGCCUCGGACACCCAAGCGAGACACGCGUGCCACCGGAAGGGAAUUUCGCGGGGAAACCAUCAUCGAGAGAAGAGACCACGUCGCGGGAAAUCGAACCGCUCGGCCCGUUUCAGCCUCGGACGACCGGCCCAAAGGACGCCGUUGCGUCGGAAACACUCAGAAAUCACGUCGGGAACCGCCGGAUUGGCUCCGUUGGAAUUUUUGUUGGCCCGAAAGGUCCUUUGGAGGCCCAAAGGUCGCGGCGACGGGACCGCGGGCGAUGUCCGAGCGCGGAAAGUCCCGAGCGGCCUUGCUCGCGCGUCGUCGUUGUCGUUCUCCGGAACGUUUCGGGCCCGUUUCGAAGAGCCGCCGGCGCGAAUCGCGACCGAGAUGUAAAUAAUGUAUCGGCGGACCCGUUCGUAUCGGGCCGUGAAACCGGCGGACACGUUCUCCGACUGGCUCGGACACGUGGACUCCGCUCCUCCAUGGAAGACGGCCGGAGACGGACGGGACCCGCGAGAGCGACGUAUAUAUUUUUCAUUGUUACUCCGGCGCGCGGCGUUCGGGGCGGCGAGGUGAACCGCGGCUGCUUCAUGUUACGAGACCGGCUGUAAACGUUGCGCGAGGCGUCGCGGAAAUUUAUAGGCGAGCGGCGACGGCGGCGAGAUUGAACCGUCGGCGAGAUGCCGGGGCGAGGCGUCGGAACAACGGGAACACCGUCGUCGGUCAAUUGGCUCAAUAUCGCGUCGCGAGCAAGAUGAUUGCUCGCGAUUAGAAAAAGGAUGACGCAAACUAGGCUCGGGCCCGAAACGAAAACAAAAUAGUAUUCCCCUCGCCGCGUUGACGCACGAAUCGCCGCCUCGACAUUGCGCGCGUGGCGAGACUCCGUUCGAUUGAUAAAAGUGUCCGCGAACAGCGGCGACGUCGACGAAGGCAAAACGUUUGUCCGCCGGUCUUCGGAUCGGACGCGCGCGCGCGUUUCGCUUCUAGUAUUCAACAGUAUAAUCGUUUAAGAUCCGGUGAUCGAGGACACUGCAUUCGCGCACGGGAAUCGAAUGAUCACCGGGACGACUACUUUCUUCGCUCGCGAAUCGAGAAUAAUAGGGGUAGGAAUAUUAGAACGGGGAGAAUGGCGGGAACGCGGGUGGUGGAUAACGGAGGAGGGAGAGGCGCGUUCGAUUUGCGCGGGGGUGAAGUGUCCUCGACGUGCCAUUUAGGAUUCGUAAAUGGCGAAUAGGUAUUUAUUAUUCGGUAGCUUUAAGCGAGAAGGAUGCACGGGCCAGGGCUGCGAACGAAUUUCUCGAGAAACGAAUGAAACGAGGAAGAGACGAACGAGACCGAAAUAACGAUUAUUGCGAUCCGAGAGAGAGAGAGAGAGAGAGAGAGAGAGAGAGAGAGAGAGAGAGAGAGAGGGAUGCGAGGGUAAACCGGCGACUAAUUCUUUCACAGCGAGACACUGACCACGCGGCUUUUCCUUUGCGUUGCACGCGCCUCGAUGCAGAUAUAUGUCUCCCCUAACUGGCGCUCGGAUUGUACAGGAAUUUGCACAGAAAUAGACAGACAAUUUGGGAACAGAAGAUAGGAUUAUUCGAGCCUUGUAGCUCGCUUCUUUUUUUAUAGUUGUCGACAAUUCGU